This is a messenger RNA of Notothenia coriiceps (black rockcod), 570 nucleotides long. It is a transcript of the gene cav2, whose product is annotated as caveolin 2. Gene Ontology annotation, molecular function: protein kinase binding; molecular adaptor activity. Gene Ontology annotation, cellular component: Golgi apparatus; focal adhesion; perinuclear region of cytoplasm. Bases 231 to 569 code for a protein of 112 amino acids. Gene Ontology annotation, biological process: negative regulation of endothelial cell proliferation; insulin receptor signaling pathway; caveola assembly. The transcript is spliced from 2 exons. Lineage: Eukaryota; Metazoa; Chordata; Actinopteri; Perciformes; Nototheniidae. The record is from RefSeq and is a predicted model, not a curated record.
AUCACAGGGACUCGUGGGUGUCCCUGGCUAAUGCCUGGAGGCUGGUGCUCCACAGUAGCGGCAGUCAGCUCCUGAGUGUCCCGGUGCAGUGACUCUGACUCUGACUCUGGGCUGGUUCUUGUGUCUCCACGGCCCCCCGCGGCGCUGCUUUCCAUACGGGGCGGGGUGCCACUCAGUGCGGCGCACAGAGCACCGUCACAGCAGCUCUCCCGCACCGACAGCCCGGGAACAUGGGUCUGGAGAAGGAAAACAUGGAUACCAGUGUGUUUAUGGACGACGGCGAGUUCAACAGAUCCAUAGAGCCCAUUCUGAAGAAGGGGAAGCUGUACGAAGCGGAACUGGACCGAGAUCCGAACGAUAUUAACGCUCAGUUGAAGGUUGGUUUUGAAGAUGUCAUCGCGGAGCCCAUCUCCACACACAGCUUCGACAAAGUCUGGAUAGGAAGCCACGCCGUGUUUGAGCUGGUGAAAUUCAUGCUCUACCGGCUGCUCAGCACUCUGCUGGCCGUGCCCAUGGCGUUCAUCCUCGGCCUGGUGUUCGCGGUGCUCAGCUGCAUCCACAUCUGGUAGG